ACUUUCGGUAUAUUGGAUCAGAAGCUAUGUGGGAACGAAAAAUUAUAAAUGAAAGGCAAAACACAAAACGCCUGCAGGAGCUUUUGAUCAUGGACAGCGUAAUCAUGUAAUCGUUCUUCAGGACGGAUACUCCCACGAAGAUGAUGGAGACGAGACCGCCAUGAGGGCUAACUGCACCUGCACACUGGUCCGCUGCAGGGAUGGCACCAACAUCAUAGUGGACACAAUGACGGCCUGGGAUGGAGAGCUCCUGCGGUCGUUGUUGGGCAAUCACGGCCUGGGCGUCGAGGACAUUCAAGUCGUAGUCUGCUCCCACGGGCACUCCGACCACAUUGGAUGCAACUACCUGUUCCAGAAGGCACGGAUGCAUUUGGUUGGCGCGUGUGCCUCGCAUCGCGACCUCUACUGGGAUCUCUUUCCCAGUGGGAAACAGGACGCGGAACUAACGCUAGACUCGAAUGCCGAGGUUGUUGUUAGGCGAACGCCAGGACACACCCACAGCUGCGUUUCCGUGAUUGUUGACAACUCCCAGCUGGGAGGACGGGUCGGAAUCACCGGAGAUCUCUUCGAGCGACGCGAGGACAUAGACGAUGAGAGCAUUUGGAUGGAUGCGGGAAGCGAGAGUGAAAAGCUUCAGCGGCAGGAGCGCUGUAAAAUGGCCCAUCUGUGCGACUUUAUUGUUCCCGGCCAUGGUCCUAUGUUUGCGGUUGUAGAAACAAUGCGUUCCCAGCUGAAGAAAGACGCUGACCUUAGUGCAUAACUUUGUAUAUUUUAGAAAGAUAUGUAUAUAGCUCGAUGUGCAGAAAAACAUAGUUUUCCAUUCAAUGGUAGCUUCUAUGGCAAAUAAAUCUGUUAGCCAAUCUGAGUAUUAGGCUACAGGCUUUAAAUUUCAA
Drosophila subpulchrella is the source of this 893-nucleotide messenger RNA. Its product is annotated as metallo-beta-lactamase domain-containing protein 1. The record is from RefSeq and is a predicted model, not a curated record. NCBI's taxonomy places the organism in Eukaryota, Metazoa, Arthropoda, Insecta, Diptera, Drosophilidae. Bases 161 to 760 code for a protein of 199 amino acids. The transcript is spliced from 2 exons.